UCUUGAUGCCACUACCAAUUUCCACCAUCAUCUCCUUGUUGUUGUUGUCGUCGCCGCCACGGACGGCGGCAAUAACACAUCAAUGGACCCUAACAACAACAUCUCGACGACACCAGAAUCCUCCUCUCUCUCUUAUGAACCUUCACUUAAUAGCAAUGAUAUUGCCCCUAGCAGCAACAAUUAUAACCACAUUCUUGAAAUUAGCCUCAUCUCUGCCCAAGACUUAGCUCCUGUAUCCAAAUCUCUACGUACUUAUGCACUUGCAUGGAUUAACCCGAACAGAAAAAGAAGCACACGUAUUGACAAUGAAGGGCACAAUAAUCCCUCAUGGAAUGACAAGUUCUCCUUCAAGGUCAAUGAUGAGUUCCUAUAUUCAGAAACUUCUGCAGUUCAUGUUGAGAUUUACACUGUUUCUUGGUUUAGGGAUGUGUUAGUUGGUACAGUUCAUGUUCUUUUGAAUAAUCUCAUCAACCCUUUUGUUAAUUCAAAUGGCAAAAGAUUUGUUGCUUUACAAAUUAGAAGGCCAUCAGGAAAUCCACAAGGAAUUCUCAACAUGGGUGUCUCACUUAUUCAUAGUUCUAUGAGAAGUAUGCCACUAAUUUGUAAUGAUAUUAUGAAUCCUUCUUCUUUGGAUUGUCGAGACAUUUUACACAAGAAAAUGAAUGAAAAUUAUCAAGAAGAUGAUGAGAAACAAAGGCAAAUAAAUGAUAAAAUCCAACUAUGGAGAUCUUUGAGUUUAGGGUAUUCAGAAGUUAACAAUGAAGAUUUUCCUAACAAAGCUGGCUCAGUUUGUAAUGGCUCAAUGGUGAAUGGAUCAAUGUGCAAUGGUUCUAUAGUAAAUGACUCAGAAUUGUGUUCCGAUAUUGGUCCAUCAGCUUCCAUUGUUGCAGCUGAGAUAGCCGCUAAAAGGUACCAACCACCACCGCAGCGAGUCCGGCCUGAGCCACCACAAGAAGUGCAGAUCAAACAACCAACGGAAAUGGAAGAUGGAGAAAGCUCAAUAUUAGAGGAUUUAACAGUAGAGGAAGCAUAUGCUAAAGGGUUAACAUCAAGUAUGGAGAAAGGGAGGAAGGAGACGGCGGCACAGGCGAUGGUAAACGGAGGACAUUCACGGCGGAACUCCGACGGAGGGUUGUUUUCUUGCUUUGGAAAUGCAUAUGGUAUUGAGUUCAGAAUUGUUUGUGGAGCAAGUAACAAUAACAACAAGAAUAAUCAUGGGAAUAGUAGUAGGAUUCCUAAUACUAGCAACAGAAGCAGAAAAAAGUGGUCUAGUGAGACAAAUUCAGCUUGAGGACAACCUUAUUUUAGUAAAUGUAAAGUGUUACAGACUAAAUUAAAAGUUGUUUAAACUCGAGUAGUCUUCGCCAUAAGGGGCUAAUUUUAUUUAUAAUCUUUUUGGUAAUGAA
Messenger RNA from Nicotiana attenuata, 1406 nucleotides. RefSeq lists its product as uncharacterized. Lineage: Eukaryota; Viridiplantae; Streptophyta; Magnoliopsida; Solanales; Solanaceae. The record is from RefSeq and is a predicted model, not a curated record. Gene Ontology annotation, biological process: defense response. The coding region runs from base 83 to 1291 and encodes 402 amino acids. The transcript is spliced from 3 exons.